This is a messenger RNA of Drosophila ananassae, 372 nucleotides long. RefSeq names its product angiopoietin-4-like. Lineage: Eukaryota; Metazoa; Arthropoda; Insecta; Diptera; Drosophilidae. The transcript has 2 exons. The record is from RefSeq and is a predicted model, not a curated record. The coding region runs from base 1 to 372 and encodes 123 amino acids.
AUGAAGCUCCGUGGAAUGACACCCUUUGAUGGACCCUGCGCUUCGGGACCUGGAUGGAUACUAGUUCAAAGAAGAUUCGAUGGAAGUGUGGACUUCAACCGCACCUGGAAUGAGUAUAAGGAAGGAUUUGGCAAUAUCCAAGGAGAGUUUUUCAUGGGGCUGGAUCGGCUACACUUGAUGACUUCAUCGGCGCAACAUGAGCUUUGUAUUAGGAUUGCGGACUUCGACGGGGAUUCCGCCUAUGCCCACUACACUCACUUCGAAAUCGGCAACGAGGAAGAAUCAUACGAGCUAAAAUAUAUCGAGGGAUAUUCAGGAACAGCUGUGCCCUUAAUGGCCCAUACGAUGAAGAUGGCGGGAACGGAGGAAUAA